UUUGCCAUGCAAGUGUGCGGUAAACCUAAAUGACAACGUACGACUCCUACAGAGCAGAAAAAUGUCGAAAUAGUCUGUGAAGCAAAAAAAUAAAAAUGUCAUAAUAAAAAACACGUGAGGGAGCGCGAACCCGAAUUUAUCUAAAAUAAAUUAAAAAGAGAUGUGAAAUACAAAAUGGGUAAAAGUAAAUAUAACGCAAAAGCCCGACAAGUAGUCAAGACUAAUAUUGACGAUUCAAAAACUUCUGAAAUUAAACUUGAUUUUCAAUCAAAUGAAUAUGGUGCAGCGGAUGCCAGUAAUGCACUGGCUUUGCCAUCUAAGAAAAGGCAUACCAAAGUUAUCUCAGAGAAGAAAGAAAAGACAAGGUUCCUGUCUAAAGCUCACAGAAAAAGGCUAGAGAAAAUCGUCGAGAAAAAGAAAAAGAAGGAAAAUAGAGCAGCAUUGCUAGAUUCUCUGGCGCAAGUUCAAGCGACAGCUGAUGAAGUGAGCCAGUUGACCGCAAUAUCUGCAGUCCAGACCAUCGGCUUGAGGAAACUCCAUGAUUACAACUUUGAGAGUAAAGUGCAGCAGGAGGCCAAAACCGGUUCAGAGCCCAGGAAGUUUAGCAGCAUUGCUGGUGCAAAAAAACGCCUGAGGCUUUUGAAGUUAGAACAAUCUGGUCAAACAAAAAGAACAAAAUAUGAUCCAAAUGUUGUUGGUCUUGAAGAGUCAUCUUCAGAAGAAUCAAGCUCAGAGUCAGAUGCCAAUGAUAAUGAUGAUGAUGAUGAACCAGAAGUUAUAGAAAAUGGGGUAGCAGAAAACAAUACCCAGUUACCUAAAGAAACUAAAAGUAUAGAAGUCUCUAAUGUAGAAACUGAAAAUCCUAGUAAUGACAAAGGAACCAAAGUAUCUAGAACUGAUUCACCAAAAAAGAGUGAAGAUAAAAAUGUGAUAGAAAUAAAAGAAGAAAAAAAACCACUGCUUGCACACCCCACACAGCAUGUAGAAGUGAAAAGAGACCCAAAAAUUCAGAUAGCAAGGUUGAAAUUACCAAUCCUUGGCGAAGAACAGAGGGUUAUGGAGCUGAUUAAUGAAAACGAGUUUCUGAUUGUUGCUGGUGAAACCGGCAGCGGAAAGACUACCCAAAUCCCCCAGUUCCUAUACGAAGCUGGCUACGCCUCCACCAAGAUGAUAGCGGUGACGGAGCCGCGCCGGGUGGCCACGGUCGCGAUGGCGGCGCGCGUGGGGUAUGAGCUGGGGCUGAGCAGCAAGGAGGUGUCCUACCUGAUGAGGUUCGAGGGGAAUGUUGGCAAGGAGACCAAGAUCAAGUUUAUGACGGAUGGUGUCCUCCUCAAAGAGAUCCAAUCAGACUUCCUCCUCAGCAAAUACUCCGUGGUGAUCAUCGACGAGGCGCACGAGCGAAGCGUCUACACAGACAUCCUGCUCGGGCUGCUGUCCAGGAUUGUGCCGCUCAGGAGGAAACGAGGAUCGCCGUUAAGACUCAUCAUCAUGUCCGCUACACUGAGGAUUGAGGACUUCACUGAAAACACUAGGCUGUUUAAAACACCACCGCCUGUUAUAAAGAUUGAAUCUCGCCAGUUUCCUGUAACUGUCCACUUCAACAAGCACACCUACAGUGAUUACUUGAAGGAAGCCUACAAGAAGGCUGUGAAAAUACACACCAGGCUCCCUGAAGGCGGUAUCCUGAUAUUCGUUACUGGACAACAAGAGGUACACUAUCUAGUCCGAAAACUGCGCACCUCAUUCCCAUACAAAAAGAACGUCGACUACUCAAAACUCAUACAGAAGAAGCGACCAACACUAACUGAAACUGAACAAGCUUUAGACUCAGAACCCGAAGAUAUAGAAUCAGACGACGAUGAAGUGGAGAAAGAGAUGAAGCGAAUGAGGAAAGCUAGGAGGAAGAUGAGACAGAAACAUAAGGAACUGCCGAAGAUAAAUUUGGAUGACUAUGAUAUGCCUGAGGAUGAUGGCCAGGCGGACUUGAUAGAUGAUAACGAUGAUCAGGACAGCGAAGGACAUUUGAGUGACUCUGACGCAGAAGACGACACGCUCAUCGCGGCCAUCAAGAACUGCCGCCAGCCUCUGUGGGUUCUUCCCCUCUACUCCAUGCUAGGGUCUUCUAAGCAGGCGCGAGUGUUCCAGCCGGCGCCGGCGGGGGCCAGACUGUGCGUCGUCAGCACGGACGUGGCCGAGACCUCGCUCACUAUACCCGCGAUCAAGUAUGUCGUGGAUACCGGGAAGAAGAAGAUGAGGGUAUACGACCACGUGACCGGCGCGUCGGCCUGGCGAGUCGUGUGGACCUCACAAGCGAGCGCCGAACAGCGCAGCGGCCGGGCCGGUCGUACUGCCCCGGGACACGCCUAUAGACUGUACAGCAGUGCGGUGUUCCAACAUGAUUGUGUGGAGCAGUACCCGCCCGAUAUAUGCAGGAGACCACCGGACCAUUUGACGCUGACUAUGAAGUGUAUGGGGAUUGAUAAGGUGGUAAACUUCCCGUUCCCGACGGCGCCGGACCGCAUGCAGCUGAGACUGGCAGAACAGCGGCUCGAAGUGUUGGGGCUUCUCGAGAGACAUCAGAGCAAGGCCAAACGAAGCGAUGAUGAGGAUGUACUAAAGGUCACGGCGCUCGGGCGCGCGGUGUCUGCGUUCCCGCUGCUGCCGCGCUACGGCAAGCUGCUGGCGCUGAGCCACCAGCCCGCGCUGCUGCCCUACACCGUCGCGCUCGUCGCCGCGCUCAGCGUGCCGGAGGUGAUGAGCGGCAAGCCGGACAGCUGGCCGGCGACGGGCCACCUGCUUCUACUGGGCGACCCGGGGGUGUUGCUGAGAGCCGUGGGCGCCGCGGAGCAUGCGCACUUGAAGGGAGAAGAGGAACUGUUCUGUGCUAAAUACGGACUGAGGGAGAAGGCAGUGCAAGAGAUCCGCAAGCUCCGAAAACAACUCUCGUCCGAGAUCAGACUGUGCGUCCCCAACGCAGUGACGUCACUGGGCGAGGCGAGCGCCGUGGACGACGGUCAAGCAAGGCUGCUGAGGCAACUCGUGCUGACGGCCUUAGGGGACCAGGUGGCGACCAAGAUACAGCUGCAUGAGGUCAAAGAAGGUGAGGACAAGCGCAAGUACAAAUACGCGUACCAUUGCGCCAACAUGGAGGAGCCCGUGCAUCUUCACUCUGAAUCCAUAUUGCGCAAGGUGAUCCCAGAAUGGGUGGUGUACCAGGAGCUAUAUGAGACGGGAAGCGAGGAACGGCGCAAGAUGGUGAUGCGACACGUGACCGCCAUAGAACCCGAGUGGCUGCCCGUCUACGUGCCGAAACUGUGCAAUUUGGGAGAUCCUCUGAGCGACCCCGAGCCGCGCUACGACGCCGCCAGCGGCCGCGUUAAAUGCCACUUCAAGGGAACCUUCGGGAAAGCCGGCUGGGAACUGCCCACAGUCGAGAUCGACUAUCCGGAGAGACUGGAACGCUACCGGUGGUUCGCCAAGUUCCUACUCGAAGGAGGCGUUUUCCCGAAGCUGAAGAAGUAUGCAUCCUCUUUGCUGUCUCCGCCGUCGACUAUGGUCAAGUCUUGGGCGACGCUGCAGCCCAGAACUGAUGUGCUGUUGAAAGCGCUUGUUGCAAAGAGGGCUGGCUGUAAAGACUCGCUGAAAAGCGUUUGGGAGGAUCAGCCGAAAUAUCUGCUGAAUGAGUAUCUGAGAUGGCUGCCUGAGUCUGCGCACAACGAGGCGUCCCUCUACUGGCCACCGAUAUGAUAACAUUAAAUGUAUUCCUGUAAAUAUGUAUUGUAAUUAAAUGUUGUAAUUUACAA
Molecule: messenger RNA, 3803 nt
Organism: Plutella xylostella (diamondback moth)
Lineage: Eukaryota; Metazoa; Arthropoda; Insecta; Lepidoptera; Plutellidae
Gene: kz
Product: putative ATP-dependent RNA helicase kurz
Biological process (GO): maturation of SSU-rRNA from tricistronic rRNA transcript (SSU-rRNA, 5.8S rRNA, LSU-rRNA)
Cellular component (GO): intracellular anatomical structure; nucleolus
Molecular function (GO): RNA binding; ATP binding; helicase activity
Source: RefSeq, a predicted model, not a curated record